UCGGGAUCGAUGGGUUUAGCAAGCGGGGACAUUGGCCAGGACUCAGGAGCCUAAUUGUAAGUUGAAUAUCCACAAUUCAUUCAACUGAAACAACCAGCUGCUGCUUAUCAGACGCCCCCCUCAACUCCAACAACGUUAACUUGCUCGGAGCUCCGCUUAAUCGGCGGCGAUAUCUCUCUUUUAACCGCGGUGUGUAUUGGGGGUCUGAUAUCAGCCUAUGGCAGAACCAAAUGGUGCUCCGAGAAAACCCCGGAUAUUACUUGCUUCAAGUGGAAGUGUAGCUGCCAUAAAGUUUAGUAACCUUUGCAGUAGCUUUUCUGACUGGGCUGAAGUAAGAGCUGUUGCGACCAAAGCUUCUUUACAUUUCAUUGAUAGAGCAUCACUACCUAAAGAUGUGACUCUAUAUACGGAUGAUGAUGAAUGGUCUACUUGGUCAAAGAUCGGUGACGGUGUCCUUCACAUUGAGCUCCGCAGGUGGGCUGAUAUCAUGGUAAUUGCUCCAUUAUCAGCAAACACCCUUGGGAAGAUUGCUAAUGGAUUGUGUGACAACCUGCUGACCUGCAUUGUGCGAGCAUGGGACUAUUCCAAACCUCUCUUUGUGGCCCCUGCUAUGAACACCUUCAUGUGGAACAAUGUUUUCACAGAAAAGCAUCUUAUGUCAGUUGACGAACUUGGAAUUUCUCUAAUUCCACCAGUAUCCAAGAGGCUUGCCUGCGAUGACUUUGGGAAUGGUGCCAUGGCUGAACCGUCACUCAUCUUCUCAACUGUGAGGCUUUUUGUAGAGUCAAAGGCACAGUCAGGUGGUAGUAAUAAUCAGUAAUUACUAAUAAUAUCUUUUAAAUCAAGUUUCCAGGAGAAUGUUAUGUAUCAUGUUUGUAUGUGUUGGGUGUUACUUGUCGAAUUUAGAUAUGUCUGUGUAAGUUCUACACCAUAAAAGAUAUUGUUGGUGUGAACAAAAUGCAAUACAAAUGUUGUCAAAGUGAAAACAAGAUUAAAUGAUUGGAAAUAGGAGAUAAAUUAAAAUUUAGGAAAUAAAGGAGUUGUUUUCAUUCCUGGUUUUGAAUUGAAAAUGAAUACCUGGUUAGGAAAGUUCAUUGUU
Messenger RNA from Daucus carota subsp. sativus, 1099 nucleotides. RefSeq names its product phosphopantothenoylcysteine decarboxylase. Gene Ontology annotation, cellular component: phosphopantothenoylcysteine decarboxylase complex. Lineage: Eukaryota; Viridiplantae; Streptophyta; Magnoliopsida; Apiales; Apiaceae. Bases 218 to 820 code for a protein of 200 amino acids. Gene Ontology annotation, biological process: coenzyme A biosynthetic process. Gene Ontology annotation, molecular function: FMN binding; phosphopantothenoylcysteine decarboxylase activity. The record is from RefSeq and is a predicted model, not a curated record. The transcript is spliced from 3 exons.